Messenger RNA from Octopus bimaculoides (California two-spot octopus), 2277 nucleotides. RefSeq lists its product as uncharacterized. The record is from RefSeq and is a predicted model, not a curated record. Gene Ontology annotation, cellular component: plasma membrane. Gene Ontology annotation, molecular function: G protein-coupled receptor activity. Gene Ontology annotation, biological process: G protein-coupled receptor signaling pathway. NCBI's taxonomy places the organism in Eukaryota, Metazoa, Mollusca, Cephalopoda, Octopoda, Octopodidae.
UGCAAUCAGAGCCAUUUUGGGCUACUUGUGAAAAAAAAAAAAGGACUAAGUGCAGGGGCAGUAGCAAAAGAAAUUAAUGAUGUGAAAGAUCCCGGAACUGUCAAGGAACCUGUGGUAUUAACUGGUUCAGACGUUUCAAGGAAAGUGACACCAGCCUCGAAGACAAAUCAAGGUCAGGGAAACUUUCUGUAGUGGAACAUGAGGCCUUGCUUGAAAUGGCUGAACAACAGCCAAACACAAGCACCAGCAGAACUUGACCCUUAAUAAAGCACUUUGCAAGCAAGGCAAACACUCGAGACGCCCGUAUUUGGUGUCGAAUUGCAACUGGAAAUGGAAAUGAAUUUUCAUGCUCCUAAUGAAAGAAAUCAAUAGAUUCGUUCCGGUCAGGAUUCAGAACCUGUAGGGCGGAUUGAAGCGAAGGUCAUGUUGUGCGUUUGGUGGAAUUUCGAGGGGGUGUUGCACUUUGAGCUUGUCUUUGAUGGUCAUGCUAUAUACGCUAUGAACUCAAAAAUGCUGUGAACUCAACAACAGCAGCGAAUAUAUGGUGUUUUAAAAGCUGCUACUCUGCAUUGGUCAAUCAAAGACGCUCAUUCAUACAGCAUUGCAAUGCCCAUCACACACAGCCAAUGUGACCUUGAAUAACUUGGAACUGGAAGCGCUGCAUCAUUUACCUACAGUCCAGACUUUGUACCAUCAGAAUACCACCUUUUCUGCGCCAUGGCUCAUAUCCUGCAUGGAUGAAGGUUCAAUAUUAUGGAAGAGAUUAAAAACGGGUGCAGGGAGUUUUUUGCCGCUAAACCAGCCAAAUGAUCUAUUCAUGGGAAUGAUCUUCAGACACAACAAUGGAAACAGACAAUAGUAUAUGAUGGGAUAUAUGUUGAUGAACAAAUACUUUCCAUAUGUAACUUGCUUGAAUUAUUAAUUAAAUCUUGAAGUACGAAAAGCCUUUUGACUCAACCAGAAAAUACAAACAUCUAUGCUAGCCAAACGCUGUCUUCAAACUUUCAGAAAAUAUUUCGUAAAAGUUAGUGGGGAAAAAUGAAGAAGAUGGACAAAAACAAUAACAGUAACGACUGUGUUAGUAUUUUAGAAGAACUAAACGCCGAAUUUGUGGACUUGUAUCUCCCUGUGAUGAUAUAUCUCUUAUUUUCUCUGAUACUUGGAUUAUUAGGAAACAGCUUUUUAACAUAUAUACACUUUUGUAAAUUUGAUGAGACAGCCACAAAAGUGUUCAUUAUAGGACUUUUUGUGUGCGAUUUUCUAACUUGCUUAAUAUGUAUACCGAUGGAAUUUUUCAUUCUAUGUUUCUCUUUCACUUUUCACAGUAGUUUUGCAUGCCGCUUAAUACGGUUUUUCGUUGCCAUAGCAAUGUUUAAUUCAUCUAUAAUUUUAUUUUUAUUAGGAAUCGAAAGAUACAUUGUCAUGUGUCGACCCUUUAAAUAUAACAAUAUUUCUGUUGUGACUUCAAAAAAAAUUCUAGCUUCUUCAACAAUCUCUUCCGCUAUACUUAAUAUACCAGUACUUGAAGUGUACAAUACACAGAAUAGACUGGUUAGACAAUGUGGAAAUAUUGGAAAAGUAUGUUCAUUUCCUGACAGUUUAGACGACACAGUAUUUCCUUUUGUCUAUUAUUGUGUAGUGUUGUGCGGUUACCUUUAUUUGCUUAUUUUUCUCAUGAUAUUCUACUUAUUAAUUGAACUUCGUAUUAAGAAAAUUCAGCGUUCAAUGAGAAGUAAUCGCCAGCGUUCAAGCGUAUCUUUCGGAACUCCAUCGAAGAUUCCAUCUUUUAACGAUAAAAACGAAGGCAAUGUUUCAGAAACAAAACUUUACCCUGUUUCGAUUCUUAAGAAACACUCAGUACAGUUAUCUAAGAUCAAUGUAAGCUUGUUACCGACCACAUUGCUCUGGGCUAUAUGUUAUUUAUUACAUUUCAUUGCAAUAUUUUGGAGGAUGUUUGAACAUAAUUUCAAUGACACCGAAAGUGAUAGAAAACAAAUUCUUUACAAACUUUUAAUCUAUUCUUUUUACCUCAAAUGCGCAGUAAACCCAUAUCUUUAUGGAACUUUCAAUCGACAAUUUUAUAGUGAAUUACAGCGCUUAUUUCAAAAAGCAUUCCAAUUAUAUAAGUAAUAAAAUAUCUAAAAUGUCGAAAAAAGUCAUCAAUUUAUGCAACUAUUUUCCGCAAGUCCAUCAUACUACUCUAAAUUCAAAUUAUUUUUCCUAGUUUAAAAUAUUUGAAUAUCAGAAAAGUUUUCAUUUAAGCGUCUAGUAUUCCUC